AUGUAUGAUUAUAAAUGUGACAUCAAGUUGAAAUGUGGGAAUGCUAAUUUUAAAGCACAUCGAGAGGUUUUGUCUGCGGCCAGCGACUAUUUCUCAGCCAUGUUUAGUCAUAAUAUGAAGGAAAAGGAACAAGACGUGAUUGAGUUGAAAGGAAUCAGUCCUGCCGGAAUUUCAGUCAUCUUAGAUUAUUUCUAUCAUGGAUUCGUCACCAUUGAGCCCACUAAUAUAGAAGACAUUUUGGAAGCGGCACGAUUUUUUCAAGUUGAAUGGUUGGUUGAAGUCUGUUGUAAAUUUUUAGUACAUCAUUUAGGAUUGGAUAAUUACACUGAAGUCUUGACUUUAUCGGAUAAAUACUUUCUCGGUGAUCUAAGAUGGGAUAUUUUCCGUUUCCUUGGAAACAAUUUGCCAGAGCUUGCCAAAACUCCAACCUUUUUUGAAAAUCUGUCUUUGGAAUUGCUGUCUUCAUUUCUGAAAGAAGAUGUCUAUAUCGACACCACUGAGGAUUAUCUUCUGUACAUUUGCCACAAGUGGGUGAAAGCCGAUCUGGAAAAGCGUGAAGCUUAUCUCUUGCCAUUACUAAGAUUAAUUCGAUUCCCACUGAUG
This is a messenger RNA of Lottia gigantea (owl limpet), 603 nucleotides long. RefSeq lists its product as hypothetical. NCBI's taxonomy places the organism in Eukaryota, Metazoa, Mollusca, Gastropoda, Lottiidae. The transcript has a single exon. The annotation marks the transcript as partial. The record is from RefSeq and is a predicted model, not a curated record. Gene Ontology annotation, molecular function: protein binding.